This is a messenger RNA of Oncorhynchus gorbuscha (pink salmon), 1673 nucleotides long. RefSeq names its product coiled-coil domain-containing protein 71-like. The transcript has 2 exons. NCBI's taxonomy places the organism in Eukaryota, Metazoa, Chordata, Actinopteri, Salmoniformes, Salmonidae. Bases 217 to 1026 code for a protein of 269 amino acids. The record is from RefSeq and is a predicted model, not a curated record.
CACCCCUAUCAGUUGCCAUUUUACUUUGGACAAAGCUUGACUAGAUUUGUACCUGUCAAAACAAUAUUUGAUGAGGAGGCGUGAGUGCAGUUCCUUUUAGUAUUUUGUAAAGAAAGUGUGUCCCUGUUCAAAUUUGAUUGGAGUUAUCGGCGCAAGGGAGCAGCGGUUUGCACAAGAAGGGCUCAUCUCGGACGUGAGUAUUGCCAAUGCUAACAGAUGGUAUAUGCCAUGAAUUGUAAGGAAGCUGCAGAGAAGGUUGUCUUGUCAUGGUCACGAUUCACCUCAGCUGGCCAAACUACUCUACUGGAGACCCUGAAGGCAUUCAGUCCUAUGUCAGAUGACCUUUUUGACAGUGAAAAGGAACUGGCCACUUUCAUUGAGGGACUCAAAGAUGAAGGUCACAAGCCUACUGUACUUAAAAGUAAGGAUGUCUAUGGUUACAGGUCUUGUACUUCAGUACUCAGGCCUUUAGUAAAGACGCAGAGUACUCUGGACAUUGCUACCUCAAAGGUUAAAAAGACUGGCAAAAAGAAGAGUCGAAAACCCCUGGACAAGAACACUGAAAUCAACUAUGCUUUGUUAAGUGCAGCUGCGAAAGUCGUCCUGAAGAAUCAACCCAAGAUUCUUUUGACAAAUCUGUCAAAGGAGUCUCUCAAACAGACGGUCCUCUCAAAACCACCGGACUUGGCUGUUGGCCCUGUCCAGAUGCAGUCAUACAUAAGACUGACAAACAUAAUUGGACCCUCUACAGGCCACACAGCAAGACUGCAGUUCCACACAGGUGUGGUCAGAAGAGGUAACGGUACCCAACUCACAUCGGCCACCAUCUCUAACAGGGACACAAGCACUGCAUUUGGAAGGUACCGGAAACUCCGAAAAAUCAGUCACUUUGAGGAGAGUGAACUUUGUGCCUUGCCCAGUCAAUAUCAUUGGAGUCCCUGUUCCUGCCAUGCUGCACAACGACCGGGUUUUGAAGGAAUGCAACAGAAUGCCUUGCUGGAGGGACCAGAAAAUGUGAAGGACUGAUGAGGCUGAGGACAAACUCUGAAGAGGCCCAGAAAUGGGGUCUGGCUGGUCAAAGAGCAGGAAGACCUCUGACUGAGCCAGAGCAACCGGAGGUUCGAGGUGAAGGUUGACUCAAUCAUAGACAAGGUGAGGUAAGCCCAGAAGAUCCUUCGAGGUCACCGGUCAGAGAUUCGACCACUUAUUGCCUACCCAAUGUGAACGGCCGUCAAGAGUCUUAGUCCUUUUGUCCUCCAUGUACAUGAUUAAACAGUUUCAGUUACAUCUCAAAUCGAGACUGUGCUUUGUCUUGGCUGUGCUCAGUUUGGGAGGAUUGGGAUUGUUUGGGAUACUUUUCUGAGAUUGGGAAAUAAUAUUUAUGUUUAAUAUAUGUUUACAUAAGAGGAUGCUGGUGUAUUACCUAAACAUCCAAAAAUCUGGGUUGUUUUGUCUAACACUGCACAGUAUAGGCCACCCCUUGACUGAUAAGGGAAGGAAUGGAUAAGUGUUGAGUUGAACCUACAGUGUGUAUAUAUUUUUUUCUUCUUUUGAACCAUUAUGAAAUGUAAUUUUCUUCUGUUUUAUAAAUGAUACACAUCUUUGACAAUGAAGUCAUGUAUAACUAUGCAGCAUUCACUUGCUAGAAUAUUACAGCUAUUUUAUAUACAUCA